This is a messenger RNA of Anisakis simplex (herring worm), 699 nucleotides long. Lineage: Eukaryota; Metazoa; Nematoda; Chromadorea; Rhabditida; Anisakidae. The record is from the annotation of a GenBank genome assembly.
AUGAGCCGUCUGAACCGUUGUCAAGAAAAUAAUCACAUCAAAUGUCUGACAUUGCAGGUUGGAAAACGAAAACGUAAGUCGAAGGGAAGUGCGAAAACGCAAGAUGUUGAAAUGGCCCAGGCAGAUGAUGGCACCAAAGAAAGCACAAAAAUCACCGAAGAUGAUGGUCAAGAUGUACCGACGCGUGAGAAGCGAGUCCGGGGCACGAAGGCUGAAAUCAGGAAGAUUCCGGUUCCACCACACCGAUACAGUCCAUUGAAAGACAAUUGGGUGAAAAUAUUCACGCCGAUUGUCAAGCAACUUCAUUUGCAAAUUCGGUUCAACUUGAAAUCACGAAAUGUUGAGAUCCGUAAUUCGACUGAUUCGGAUGACUUAACUAAUUUGCAAAAGGCUGCUGACUUUGUUCGGGCGUUUGUGAUGGGUUUUGAUGUGGACGAUGCAUUGGCUUUGAUACGGUUGGAUCAUUUGUUCCUGGAAAGUUUCGAAAUUAACGAUGUGAAACCGUUGAAAGGUGACCAUUUAUCGAGGGCAAUCGGUCGUAUCGCAGGCAAAGAUGGUCGAACAAAAUUCACGAUUGAGAAUAUCACAAAGGUAUCGAAUGAGACACGGUGGAAGAAGUUUGAAUACGUCCCUUUUUUAGUGAACUUCCUUUUAUUGCCAUUGUUUGUUGUAAUGUUGGUUUCGCUUUUGGGAACAUGA